AUGGACAAGAGACACCCUAGCUCGUUCCAGCAGCUGGAGAAGUUGGGUGAGGGUACCUAUGCAACGGUCUUCAAAGGUCGCAACCGCCAGACGGGCGAAUUCGUCGCGCUGAAAGAGAUCCACCUCGACUCCGAAGAAGGCACUCCAUCGACGGCCAUCCGCGAAAUUUCGCUCAUGAAGGAGCUCAAGCAUGAGAACAUCGUGUCGCUGCACGAUGUCAUCCACACCGAGAACAAGCUCAUGCUCGUGUUUGAGUACAUGGACAGGGACCUGAAGAAGUACAUGGACUCGCGCGGCGACAGAGGCCAGCUGGAUCCCGUGACCAUCAAGUCGUUCAUGUACCAGCUGCUGCGCGGCGUCGCUUUUUGCCACGAGAACCGCGUCUUGCACCGUGAUCUCAAGCCCCAGAACUUGCUCACCAACAACAAGGGCCAGCUGAAGCUCGCCGAUUUCGGUCUUGCCCGCGCCUUCGGAAUCCCCGUCAACACCUUCUCCAACGAGGUCGUCACGCUGUGGUACCGCGCGCCCGACGUUCUGCUCGGCAGCCGCACCUACAACACCAGUAUCGACAUCUGGUCCGCAGGCUGCAUCAUGGCCGAGAUGUACACCGGCCGCCCGCUCUUCCCCGGCACCACCAACGAGGACCAGCUGCAGCGCAUCUUCCGCCUGAUGGGCACGCCCUCGGAGCGCUCGUGGCCCGGCAUCAGCCAGUUCCCGGAAUACAAGCCCAACUUCCACGUCUACGCGACGCAGGAUCUCCGCCUCAUCCUCCCGCAGAUCGACUCGCUCGGCCUCAGCCUUCUGAGCAGCAUGCUGCAGCUGCGCCCGGAGAUGCGCAUCAGCGCGACGCAGGCGCUGCAGCACCCGUGGUUCAACGACAUCGCUCAGGCGCACCAGCAGCAGCAGCUGAACGCCCAGCAGAUCGCGGCGCAACAGCAGGCGCAGCAGGCGCAGAUGGGCGGCGGUUAUUCGAUGGCGCAAGGUGCAACCAGUCUCCCCAAUCUUCGUCAGUCACAUCCGCGACAACUGCCUCUGGUGUUCGGCGAGAGGCCGCUCAGCACUUCCUCGCUGCCUUUCGAGUUCCGGUCGAACAGUCGUGGCCGCCACAGCCUCGCGCACGUGUGGAAUGCCGAACAGUCGUAUUUCUCCAACACCACUCCCAUCGAUCCGGCGCUGCUGGUUUCUUCGCAUGCAACCCCCCGCGGUCUUCCUCUGUCUGACGUCACGGAUACUUCCCACGUGGCCACGCCGAGACCGCUGGGCCGACGGCUCGUCCGCUCGGUGGACAUUCCGCCUCCUACGCGAGCCGCAUCUACGCCUCAACAGAACACGUUUGCGCACAUGGACCCGAAUGACCCGGAUUAUCCGUUUUCGGUAGUUCCGCCGCCGAAGUAG
Lasiodiplodia theobromae is the source of this 1395-nucleotide messenger RNA. Its product is annotated as Cyclin-dependent protein kinase CDK5. Gene Ontology annotation, cellular component: nucleus; cytoplasm. Lineage: Eukaryota; Fungi; Ascomycota; Dothideomycetes; Botryosphaeriales; Botryosphaeriaceae. Bases 1 to 1395 code for a protein of 464 amino acids. Gene Ontology annotation, biological process: protein phosphorylation. Gene Ontology annotation, molecular function: cyclin-dependent protein serine/threonine kinase activity; ATP binding. The transcript has 3 exons. The record is from RefSeq and is a predicted model, not a curated record.